GCGAUGCACGGCAAAACAAAAACUAGUUGUUAAUAAUUGACGUGAUAUAUAGGGUUUGGCAAUGAUGGCCAUCCAAGCCUACUCGGAUCGCUUGCAUCCAAAGCCUUGUGGGAAGCCAAGCUGCGAUUUAAAGGGUGGGGUAGCAUUGAUGUUGUAUGCUUCAUUGAGUGUGUUGGCGUUAGGUGCAGGAGGGAUUGAAGGGUCUCUUCCUGCCCUCGGUGGAGACCAAUUUGACCAGAAAGAUCCCAAGGAAGCAAAGGCCCUGUCUGCCUUCUUCAACUGGCUCUUGUUGAGUACGGUACUUGGUUCUGCUGUUGGAGUCACAGGCAUCGUCUGGAUCAGCACUAAAAAGAGCUGGUAUUGGGGUUUCUUCAUAUCAACUGUGGGUACCUUUCUUGGUUUUGUUGUCUUAACACUGGGCAAGCGUGCCUUCCGGCUUGAUGUACCCACGGAGAGUCCACUCAUAAGGAUUGCUCAGGUGAUAGUUGUGGCUAUUAAGAAUAGACACUUACCACUACCAGAGAACCCAGAUGAACUAUAUGAGAUCAAGGAAGAGGGACAGGAUUGUGGUGAGGAAAAAAUCAGGAAUACUACCCAAUUCAGGUGGUUAGACAAAGCAGCAAUUCUUCCAAAUGACACAACUAGUCCAGCACCAUGGAAAGUAUGCACGGUGACCCAAGUAGAAGAAGUGAAGGUUCUAACCAGAAUGUUGCCAAUUCUAGGCAGCACCAUCAUAAUGAAUACAUGUCUGGCACAGCUGCAGACCUUCUCUGUAGAACAGGGCAAUUUCAUGGAUAGGCAACUUGGUAAUAUUAAGAUUCCUGCUCCCUCAAUUGCGGUCAUCCCACUGAUCUUCAUGGUCUUUCUCAUUCCCACCUACGAGUUUGUUUUCGUCCCUUUUGCCAGAAAGAUAACUCACCAUCGAUCUGGUAUCACACAACUUCAAAGAGUGGGGGUGGGACUGGUUCUGUCAGCCAUUUCAAUGGUCGUGGCCGGUGUUGUUGAGGUGAAAAGAAAGAACCAAGCUCACAAUCACAAGGACAUAACCAAGCCCAUAAGUGUCUUCUGGCUCUCCUUCCAGUAUGGGAUUUUUGGAAUUGCAGACAUGUUCACUCUGGUGGGACUAUUGGAAUUCUUCUACAGGGAAGCUCCGGUACACAUGAAAUCACUGUCCACCUCGUUUACCUCGCUCUCGCUGUCCUUCGGGUACUUUUUGAGCAGUGCAUUUGUGAGCAUCACAAACGCCGUCACCAAGAGAAUAACUCCAAGCAAACAAGGUUGGUUGCAAGGAAUUAACAUAAACGAGAACAAUGUCGAUCUCUUCUACUGGUUUCUGGCAGUUCUUAGUUGCCUUAACUUUGCAAAUUAUCUCUACUGGGCAUCUUGGUACAAGUACAAGACCGAGGAAGAGAACGACAUAGUCCCUAAGGAAACUGAAGCAGCAGCGAAGACAAAUGAAGUUCCUACUUCUGAUAACAUUAACACACAGGAUACUAAAGACAUAUGAUAGACAGAGGAAGAGAGUGGUCCUAAGGAGGAGAUUGAACACAAAUGAACCUUCUAAUCUUAC
This is a messenger RNA of Rubroshorea leprosula, 1570 nucleotides long. The record is from the annotation of a GenBank genome assembly. NCBI's taxonomy places the organism in Eukaryota, Viridiplantae, Streptophyta, Magnoliopsida, Malvales, Dipterocarpaceae.